Messenger RNA from Anthostomella pinea, 1626 nucleotides. The record is from the annotation of a GenBank genome assembly. Lineage: Eukaryota; Fungi; Ascomycota; Sordariomycetes; Xylariales; Xylariaceae.
AUGAAGGCCUCACAUGGCUUGAUCCCCUUACUCCUUACAGCCGCGGCUGCGUUUAAAGGGGGCCCAGGCAAAGGCGGCAAGUUUGGGAUUGGCGGUGGCGAUGGGGGUGGCCAUGGAGGUGGCGGUUGGUUCGGUGGAAAGGGCGGUCAUGGAGGUCACGAUGACGAGUCUGGUCACAGCGACGUGGCCAAGGACAGCAAAGGUCCCUCGGAUCACGCUGGCGGCGGCAUGAAGCCUCACCUCCCGCCCCCGGAGCCAUUGUGCCAUGAGGCAGAAACUGUCACGGAGACAGCCACAAAGUGGGCGACUGCAACGGAGUGGGCAACAAAGACAGCCUCGGAGUGGGAGACAACCACGGAGUGGGAUCCAGCCACGGAGACAGCCACGAAGUGGAAGACCGCAACGGAGUGGGAAACCACAACGGAGUGGAAUACCGCAACGGAUUGGGCGACGAAGACAGCCUGGGAGUGGGAGACAACCACGGAGACAGCCACGGAGUGGGAGACCGCAACGGAGUGGGAGACCGUAACGGACUGGGAGACCACAACGGAGUGGAAUACCGCAACGGAAUGGAAUACCGAAACGGAGUGGAAUACCGCAACAGAGUGGUAUACCGCAACGCAGUGGAAUACCAUGACGGACUGGUAUACCGCAACGGAGUGGUAUACCGCACCGGAGAGUCCCCAGGAAUAUAUAACAUACGUGAGAGCACCUCGUUUCCCAACUGAGCCUUGUGCACCCGCGAAUGCUGACCCCGGGAACGCCGACCCGGUGAACUGCCCGGUGAACUAUUUGACCAUUACUGAGUAUUAUAACGAUAUCAAGACUGCCCCAGGAGUUUGCGACCCGCCUUUUUCGUCUACUAUUUGGCUAUCACAGAUAGACACGAUUUAUAUAACGGAAACAGACUGGGCCACAUCUACAUCAAUUGUGACAGAAUGGGAUCAGGCUUCACCCGUUGCCGGGCAGGAUCCGCCAGCAGCCACCAUCGUCAGCACCAUUGCAGAUUUCUCAAUUACGCGGGGUGUGAACCCCAUCACCACCACUGUCACACGGGUCAACUCGGCUGCCUGGAGUAACGGCAAAAGCAGCCCCUGGGUCUCGAACGUUGGAAGCAGCGCGUACUAUGUAAGCAAGCCCUGGUCCACGGACGCUGCAGGCAGCGUGUACUAUACAAGCAGCAUGUACUAUGCAAGCAGCCCCUGGGCCACGAACGUUGCAAACAGCCCGUCAAGUAACGGCGGACCUGCUGCCUCGGCUUCGAACAUCGGAAGCGGCGGCUCCAACAACGGCGGAGCCAGCAGUGCCUUGAGUAACGGCGGGAUCAUUAUUGCCACCUCGGCUUCAAAUGGACCAAACAGCGCCCCGAACUCGCAGGCGACGCCCACUACGAACUCUGCGAGUGACCAAGCGACCGUUGUCACAUUCGCGUACGGCUCGAACACGUAUACAUCGAUCUUCAGUUCAUCUCCUCCUGCUGGGUACCCGAGGUCUAGUGCGACAACGGUAACCUCCAACGCGGCUGUUUCUGGGCCACCGUCCGAGGAUGGUGCUGCCGGAACAGCGUCGGGCACACUGGUCAUGGGCGGUUUGAUGGUUGUGGCCAUGUUGGCGCUUCUUGGAUAA